AUGGCUGAUACUACAACUGCUGCUCAAGCCGAUCAAAAACCAACUCGUGCUUUUGGUGCUGGUCGUCCACAAAGAGGUGCUGGUGGUGCCCCACAAAGAGGUGGUCCACGUCCACAAAGAGGUGGUCAAGGUGAAACCAAAUCAUGGACUCCAGUCACCAAAUUAGGUCGUCUCGUUGCUCUUGGUUUAGUCGAGAAUAUCCACGAAAUCUAUCUUUUCUCUUUACCAAUCAAGGAGUACCAAAUCAUUGAUAAAUUCCUUAACCUCAAGGAUGAAGUUAUGAAGAUUGUUCCAGUUCAAAAGCAAACUCGUGCUGGUCAACGUACCCGUUUCAAGGCUUUCGUCGUUGUUGGUGAUCACAACGGUCAUGUAGGUCUCGGUGUUAAAUGCGCUAAGGAAGUUGCCACCGCCAUUUCUGGUGCUAUCGUUGCUGCCAAAUUAUCAGUCAUCCCAGUUCGUCGUGGUUAUUGGGGUAACAAACUCGGUGCUCCACACACUGUCCCAACCAAAGUCACUGGUAAAUGCGGUUCCGUCGCUGUACGUCUCGUUCCAGCCCCAAGAGGUACUGGUAUCGUUGCUGCUCGUGUUCCAAAGAAAUUACUCCAAUAUGCUGGUGUUGAUGAUGUUUACACAUCUUCACGUGGUAAGACCAGAACCAUGGGUAACUUUGUCAUGGCCACUUUCUUCGCCAUCACCAAGACCUUUGCUUACUUAACCCCAGAUCUUUGGAGAGAAGUCAAAUUAAUCAAGACUCCAUACCAAGAACACUCUGCCAAAUUAUCCGAAAAACAACAAUAA
Messenger RNA from Dictyostelium discoideum AX4, 798 nucleotides. RefSeq names its product ribosomal protein S2 (gene rps2). NCBI's taxonomy places the organism in Eukaryota, Evosea, Eumycetozoa, Dictyosteliales, Dictyosteliaceae. The transcript has a single exon. Gene Ontology annotation, molecular function: structural constituent of ribosome; RNA binding. Gene Ontology annotation, cellular component: cytoplasm; small ribosomal subunit; ribosome. The record is from RefSeq and is a predicted model, not a curated record. Bases 1 to 798 code for a protein of 265 amino acids. Gene Ontology annotation, biological process: translation.